Molecule: messenger RNA, 2465 nt
Organism: Betta splendens (Siamese fighting fish)
Lineage: Eukaryota; Metazoa; Chordata; Actinopteri; Anabantiformes; Osphronemidae
Gene: rnf208
Product: ring finger protein 208
Exons: 2
Coding region: 1337-2113 (258 amino acids)
Biological process (GO): protein ubiquitination
Molecular function (GO): ubiquitin protein ligase activity
Source: RefSeq, a predicted model, not a curated record
AGAGAGAGAGGGAGAGAGAGAGAGAGGAGGGGGUUUGGCCGGGCAAAACAAGCCACAUGCAUACGGAGGCAGCCAGAAGCACAGAGGCAGAUUGGGAGAGUGUGUGCUUGCGUGUGUAUGUGUGUGUGUGCGUGUGUGAAAACACUGCGCAUGUGUGACUGUGAGGCAGACGGAGGAGGAGAGAGAGGAGUAAUGAGCGGCAGCUGAGUCAGGACGCGAGGCAACAGCAGAGGAGAAGGCAACGGAGGAGAGGAAAGGGUUACACAGAGCAGAAGAAGGAGACGGGCAGAAAGAAAGACGGGGAUGUACGUGAGGAGGAAGGCUCAGGUCAGCGCACACAAUAGGCUGAGUGAGACUGAGGGCUAAAGGAUGGAGAAUGAGCCACGGCUCAUCCAGGGAGGAGAAUAGGCGGCGGAGUGAAGGACAAAGGUUCCAGGCGCCAGAGGAGAGGAACAAGGGAUGCGGAACUCGACAGGAGCAGCUUGAGACAUGACGCAUCCACCUCGCAACCGCUUCCUCCAUCUUACGUCUCCUCCAUCUUCUCCAUCGGCCGCUGCUGCUCGUUCGUCCGGCUCCGGUCCAGCGGACGCCACGGAGCAUCGGCGCUGAGGCGUCGUCCCAGCGGCCCCUGGGUCCGUGCAGCAGACAGACAGACGGGCCCAAAGGAAUCUCAUUAUAAGUCUGAGCCACUGGAAAAGGGAGCCAGGCACAGACGCACCCUCCAGGCUCCUAUCACUGGGCUGGGAGCACUGGUUCAGAGUGGGAUCCUCCCACCUUGGAGGAACUCAGGAGCUACUCCCUCCCUCCUGGCCAAGGCCGAGGAGCGGGUCACACGGGGUCAUCGGACCAAACGGGACCAAGAGAGACUGGACGCCGGUCUCGCUUUUAUUCUCACGCUCUCGAAUUAACGCGCAAAAACAGGAAGUUAAAGAGAAACGGGCGUAAAGGCUAGUGGGGAUUUAUUUUAAGACGCCUCCUGGAACUUUGUGCACUGUGUGUACUGUAUAUAUGUGAGCAUCUGUGUGCAUAGAUUAUUUAUUGGUGUUAUCGCUCAACUGGGCUUCUGUGUGUAUAUAAGUUCCUGCAAAUCGCCAUCAGACGCAGAAACACAGAACAUCUGCCUGUCAACAGCCGACACUGGUCCGAACCCGUGAUCUGGACUCGUCUCACGGUGAGAGCUGCUGCGGCUCAGCCCCUUCGUCUCCACCCUCACAAAGACCCCGCGGCGCCUCUGAGGGGAACAUGGAGCCUCACGCCCUUCGCGAGCACCCACGCAGGCGCGUCCAGCGCUGAACUGCGCCGCAGCCCCGCCCUCCACCGCCCCCCGGCCGCGCGGAUGUCCUGCCUCCGGCGCCAGCCCGUCGCCAUCCCCAUGGACACCGUCAAGAUCAUCCAGUCGGAGAAGUUCCCGCGCGAGCGCCCCGCGCCCGUCACGCAGCCGCGCUACGCGCCCCCGCCGCGCGUGGCGUGGGACGGCGGCGGAGAGGGCGAGAUCAUCGUCAACCAGGCCUGCAGCGACCUGACGCUGGACGUGGCGGUGUCCCCCCGCCCGAUGGUGUCCCCCCCGCCCCCCCUCACGCGCCGGGAGCACAGCUUCCUGGCGCCGCGCAAAACCAGUGCCAACGAAAUCUGCUACCACCAGUUCCACUACAAGAUGGAAGACGUGAUCGUCAACCAGUACGUGCUGCGCUCCUCGUCCACCUCCUCGUCCACCUCCUCCUCCUCCUCCUCGGGGCCCGUCAUGCCCUGCGAGCCCCUCGACUGCCCCACGUGCGGCCACACCUACAACUUCGCCGGGAAGCGCCCGCGCAUCCUGUCCUGCCUGCACUCGGUGUGCGAGGAGUGCCUGCAGAUCCUCUACGAGUCCUGUCCCAAGUACAAGUUCAUCUCCUGCCCCACGUGCCGGCGCGAGACGGUGCUGUUCACGGACUACGGCCUGGCGGCGCUGGCGAUCAACACCAGCAUCCUGAGCCGCCUGCCCUCGGACCCCAACGGGCCGGUGCAGUGGGGCGGGGACGCCGACCGCAGCUGCUACCAGACGGUGCGCCAGUACUGCCAGUCAGCCUGCACCUGCCAGAUCGCCAACCCCCUGUCCUCCUGCGGCAUCAUGUAGACAAGGGGGGGACACCGCAGGCAUGACCCCCCCCCACCCCCCAACACUGUCUUCAUCUAUAAGCUGUACCCCCUCUGCCAACCCCCCCCCUCCUCAGACACUCACUGAAUAAACCCCCCCACAGAUGUUAUCUCUAUAUAUUUAAUAGCACAGAUGGAUGCUGUGUGUGGGACUAAUGGAUGCUGGUGGUUCAAUAAAUAGUGAAUACAUGUAUUUUAUGUAUGGACUGGAAUCCUGUUCACCCUCUCUCGUUUGGUUGGACGUGUUUGUCUUUGACAUCUCUUUACAUGGGAAUGCCAAGGGGGCUCUAUGCCCCCAACCUAGGUGAAUAAAGAAUAAAUAAAAAGCUAAA